ACCACUCUAGUACCGUGUUUUCAACGCGGAGUAUCCUGUGUCACAGGAAGGUACGCCGGCUUGUGUGUUGUUUGUGUUCUUUGACCGUGUUCCGGAGAGGUAGAGUUUCUCUCCCUUUCAUGUGCGCGCGUGAGUGUGUGAGCGACACAAGAGUCUAGAACAGUAGAAGCGAAAGCUGGAGUGGUGAUCUUGCUAGCGUUCGUGCAGGUUCCGAAAACUGACAUUGCCAGUUUAGUUGCAUUUGGCAGCUUGUUCGCUAGCUGUGUGUCAAAUUGAUUUGGGAACAUCGUAUCGUUGCUGGCGGAAUUUGUGCGUUUCGUUCUGUGUCUGCUGUUGGCCCCCGCCUGAAGGGGAGCCAUGGAGUCGCACUCUCUCACGACUUAGGCUAGAGUGGGCACUGCUUCUGGCGAGCGUUUAUCGCUCGCUGGAGAGAGAGGCUUUGGGCGAGAGCCCGCGCUGUUUGCGCUGGUGUGUGUGCUCAACAUUUGAGCUUCGUUCGCUGCACUAGCUGAGCAGGAUGGCCAGUUACGAUGCUCGCCGUCGGCGCUCUUGGCUGGAUCGCGACGAGGCAGAUGGAGACCCGACGGAGCAAGGAGCCAUCUCUCCCUCGGCGUCGUUCGCUGGCGCAGCAGGUGGAGGAGAUAGCCCGCUACCGACGGAAAGUCUAGAGGCGGAAGACUUGGAGGCGCAGCUGCGACAGAGGAUUGCGCUGCUAACGGGUGGUCGAGAUCGUCGUGGUGGCGCUAUAAUCACGUUACCUUGUCCAUCGGAGGGAGUUAGCGUGGCUGCGCUCAGUAAGGACGAGCUGAAAUACCUGUUGACGUACUUGGUUCAUAUCCCUAGCCUGGACACGCAGGAACUGGGUUUCAGCUUCGUCGUGGACAUGCGCCAGUCGUCAGCCUCCUGGAGUAACAUCAAGCUGGUCUUGCAGGUUCUCCAGCGCUAUUUCAGAGGUCUGGUGGAUGCGGUGUACGUGGUGCAGCCCACCAAGUUCCUGCAGAAGCACAGCACCGGUGUCAGUCUGCGGCGAGAGACAAAAGAUAUCGACUUUGAGGUGGUCUACCUGUCGUCCACAGGCAAGCUUGAGAAGUACAUGGAGAUGUCACAGAUGACCACGGACCUGGGUGGUGUUCUGCCGUACAACCAUGACGAGUGGAUCUCAAUGAGAAUGAAGCUGGAACGCUUCCUGAACAACAGCUACGAGAUCAUUGCCCGUCUUGACGAGCUGUUCGACUUGAUGAGUCAGAGCCGUGUGGCCGAUGACCUGUCGGCGGCCGAGACAAUGCUACGCCGUCAUCAGAAGCAGCACGAUGACAUCAGCGAGACGCCUGCCGGAGUGUUGAAUCAAGGUGAUCACCUGCUGCAGUCCUUACAGACGGCCGGUCAUCAGAAGCGUUCCGACGGCAGCGCCAUCGUCACACAGGACACACUGCAGGCCAUGGCCCGCGUCAAGAGCCAACUGGAGGCGCUACGCAGCAAGCAGCGUUCACUGCAGUCACUCUGGUCCGAGCGCCAGGGCAAGCUACAGCAGUGCGUGUCGCUGCUGCGCCUCAACACUAUGUCCACGGAUAUCCAGAACACAAUCUCCGAGCUGGGCAGGGCACAUCUCUACGGCGUUCAGACCUUCGGCGGCGACCUGGCCGAAGCGGAGAGGCUGCGGGAGUCUCACGAGGUCUUCACCAAGAGUGCCAUGGAGGUGCGGUCGGACUAUGAGGAGCUGCGUAGGCGUGCCGGGCAGCUGCUCGCCACUAGCCACUAUGCCACCUCCACCAUCAACACCCUCCUGGACGAUCUGGCUGUCAAGGUUGGAGCGUUCAUAGGCCGUCUUGGACAGCGCGGUACGCUGCUCAUCGAGUCCAUUGCAUUCCAGCGUAGUGUCCAGGAGCACAUAAAGGCGAUGGAAGAUGUGAAUGACUUCUGUGAUGACGAGGUGGCGCUGCCCACUGAUGUCGACGAGGCUACUAAGCGACUCACCGACCUGACGGAGUUCUGUCUUGUGGAGAAGAAAAACUUUUCGACCAUGUCGGACUGUUACGCCGCUGUCGUCAAGGCGAUCGACGACAUCAUGAUUCCCGACACAGUGGGUACGCUGGAAAGCAGCUCUCAGGUAGCUGACUACUCGGCUGCACUCAACAACUCCAAUCUUGUCAUCCAGCGCAUCGAGACCAGCAAGCAGAGGGAGACCAGAGAGGGAGCAUCACGCUAUCAACUCACCCUGGAGCAAUGCCAGCAGGUCUUCACCAGUGAGAGUGGAGUGAGCAAGAUCCUGCAGUGGCUACAGGAAGUGUACCUGUCUCUGCUUACGCACCAGGAUAACAUUGGAUCUGGCAUUGAGGCCGUCCGGGAAAUGCAGAUUGAACACCAGGAGUUCUCCGGCAAGGCGGAGAAGUCGCACGCUCUCGGCCUGCAGCUGUGUGAGACUGGCAAGACGCUGCGUCAGCAGCUGGGCCUGACACUGGACGACAACGAGAAGAUGACCAUGCUGCUCACCACGCAAUGGAAACUCAGCUGGGCUGGCCUGCAGGAGAAAGGACAUUGUCUGAGCGUGGCUGUGCUCUUCCAUCGCAACUCUGACGAGCUCACCAUCAAGCUUACUCGCCUCGAAACUGACCUCAAGGACGAUGCAAAGUUCCAGAAGCUAAAGACGUCCGCGGCCAUCCAAGAUCAGCUGGACAAGAAGCUAAGACAGGUUGGGUUAGUGAUGGACGCUCAUCGAGAGACAGUGGAGGCUGGCCGCACGCUGAUCCGCCAGAUGUCGGAGCAGGCCCAGCAUCAUCGCUCGCUGGCCAUCAAGGCGGACAUUGUGGACGGCUCCACCAGCUUUGACGACGUGGAGGCGGAGAUUGCAGCCGCGCAGGGCGGACUGCAGUCUGUCAUUUCCAAGUUGAAUACGCUGCGCGACAAAUGCGAGUUGGCAUGGAAACGACGUGAAGAGCAGCUGCAACAAGGAAUAAUCCUCCGGCAAUACGAGGAAACCAUUGACGGCACCCUCACAUGGCUGUCGUGUGAGGCCAACGUGUUUCUCGCCACUCACAUUGAGGCGGGCGAUCGACUGGAGCAAGUGGAACGCCUCGACGAACAGCACAGGAAGUUUGGAGAAGGAGUUGAGUACCGCGACAAGUCGGUCACCGCCAUAUUAGGACAAGCGCACAGCCUGGCGGGAGACAACCCGCUCUUCUCGUCCGACUUCACACGACUCUCUGAGACGCUGCAGAACCGCUGGAGUGACUUCAAGGACCGCGUCCGCCAGAGGAAGACUUUCCUGUCACUGGCUACGGCCUUCUACCGACAAUCUCAGAAGUAUCUUGCACAGCUGGCCGCUCUGACGUCGUCGUUCCAGUCGGUGGAGAUGUCCAACGACUCGGACGGUAUGCAGACCCAGCUUGAACAGCACGACCAGAUGUGCCUGGCCAUCCUCUUCACAGGCUCAAAGACACUGACGAACGAUUCCCAGAAGGUUGUGGAAAAGUUCACAGCUGCCAUGGAGUUGGCAGAAGAGGACGGGGGAAUGGCAGCAGAGCAGCGUCUCUGGUCUGCAUUGUCGUCCGCUGCCAACCAUCUGCUCCAGUUUGUACAGGAAAAAGUCACGCAUGCGGUUAACAAGGCAGCGGAGCGUCGCAACACCCUGGAGCAGGUGCUGAGCUUGCGGCAGUUUGAAGCGGAGACGCGGGAGACCAUCUCGUGGCUGGAGCUGUACGCACCACGCUAUCUGCCAUUGCAGCUGGAUCAGUGCGAGACACUCGAUGGGAUCAAGGCUUUGCAAAAAGAGCAUUCGUCUGCCGAGGAAGAGUCACGCAGCGUGGUUGACAAGACGGCACAGCUGAUCAGCAAUGCGCGCGACAUGAAGGAUACCGGCCAUUAUGCCACCGAGCAAAUCAGCAGCAUGUGCUUGCAUGUGCAGCAACGAGUUGUGUCGUUUGGUCAGCAAAUGGAGCGUCGUGGACAGUUGCUGGAGGGCCUGGAGGGCUAUCACAACUCGCGUCUUGCCACACUCGACGUGUUGGUAUCCGUCGAGAAACGCCUGUGCGAGAUUGAGCUUGGUCGAGACUGGCCAUCCACACAGAAGCAGCUGACCAAGUUAGACACCGUGCACACGACAUUGAAGGACCUAGCCGAGGGCUCGCUGGCUGAAAUGACAUCGCGCCUAAUGGAGGUGGAGUUCCUGGUUGGGUCGCUGAUGAGAGAGACAUUGCCCGCACGCCGUCGAUCCUCACAGACGCCCACAAGCCCCGGGGGCGUCUCCACGACGACGACGGCGGCGCUCACGUCCAACAUAGGGUCUCUGUACCCGCUGCUGGUAGCUGGCGCCGACAAGGUGAGCGAGGAGUACCAUGCUUUGCUGGCACAGCGCACCGAGCGUCAGAACUCUCUCAACCAGUGCCUGGCGCUGCACAUCUUCAGAGAGAAUGUCGACCAGGUUGUCGAUUGGCUGGAGCAGACGGCUUCGUCGUUCUUCCGCUCGCACAUCGCCAUGGGGCAGACCCUAGUCGAGGUGCAGCCGGUGAUGGUCAACCACCAGGAGUUCCGCAAGAGCACACAGACUAUCCGCGUCAAGGUGGAGCAGCUUCACCAGUCGGCCUCGUCGCAGGCUCGCUCGGGCCAUUACGCCGCCGACGUGUUCCUGUCGGAGAGCGAGCGCGUGCAGGAGCUGUGGAGAUUGUUCGUAGAAGGCCUGGAGCAGCGACAACAUUUGCUGCUGUUGCACGCCAGCGCGCACACGAGUGCCUGCGAACUGGAGGAGCACUUGAAAGGUUUCUCUGCCCACUUGACCAUGCUUGACACAGCGGACAUGAGCGACUACACCACCGUCGAUGUCAAGAAGGCACUGGAAGCGUGCCAGAAGAAACGCGACGUGGUCAACGCAGCAGUUGCCAGACUGAAGGUGGAGGCAGAGCGGUUUGAAGAGAGCGUAUCACGGUAUCAGCGAACUAUCGUCACAACAACAACCACAACAGCCGCUCCCAACCCCGCUCAGAUCUCAUCGUCGUUGGAGUCGUCGGCUAGUGACCACGGAGACACUCGCACUAUCAGCUUACCGUCGCUGGAUGUGGAGACGGCAGUGACAUGUAAUCAAGAGAUGUUGAGCGUGUCGUGUGCCGCUGUGGAUGCUGAGAUUGAGAGGUGGGAUGCGCAAGUCUCUCGCCUACACAAGCGCCUGGCGCAGGCCGAGUUCGAGCCGCGCUGCAAGACGGCGCUCUCCUGGAUGAAGGCGACGGGACGGGCGUACUUUGAGAGGAACAAGACCUACGGAGACCUGCUCAUGGAGGUGUCCGACGAGCGGCAGAAGUUCCGUGCGUUCCAGGCUGAGUAUCGCCGUGAGACCGGCGGUGUACCUGCUCUCCUUGCUGCAGGUGAGGAUAUGAAUGGCAUUCGUGCUGAUGAUCGAGCCAUUGUUCAGCAACUGGUCCAGGAGCUACAGCAACUGGAUAUGGACUUGAAGGUUCUGUGUGAGGAGCGGGAGAAACUGCUUGAUGAGUGCUACGACUAUUACAGCGAAUGGGAGUCUAUGACGCAGAGCCUGUCGACCCGUCGCACCGGCAUUAGCACCUCUCACAUUCCCGUCGGUCUUAAGGACGCCCGUGCUGCCUUGGACAGCCUCGUCGCCACGGAGAAGCAACUUGACGAGAUGAUUUCGCCACUUAACACGCACGGCCACGCUCUGAUCGCAACUCUCCGCGACCAGCCCAAGCGUCUGUCCGCGUCGCGCGCCACCCAUCUGGACUCGCUGCUAUCGCGACCGCGCGACCGAGCACUCCGUGCCGUUCAGCGCUCUCUGGACGAGGCGGUGUCACAUCGGCAAACAUCUCAGCGCGUCGUAGAGGUGCGCCGCUCUCGACUGGCGCAGGUGCUGGAGAUAUACGAUCUCCAGGACAUUGGCCGCCAGCUACAGGCCGAGAUCAAAAUGUACACCGAUUGCCUAGGCAACGAACCGAACGGCAUCGGUGAAGACAUUGACAGUGCCGAAGCCAUGAUGUCAUCCAUUCAGGAACUGGAGGGAGAGGAGAUGGCGUUGGCAUCGCGGAUAUCCGACUUCAACAGCCGUGUUCAGCUGAUGCUCGAGUCACAGCCGCAGUCUGGUCGAGAUCUACGUCCGUUACGCGCCGCCGUCGGUUCCCAGUGGGCUGCCGUGGCGCCUCGCCGUGCUGCCCGUCAGCAGUUUCUGGAGAAGUGCAGCACGCUGCAUGUGCUCGUGGAGCAGUCGUCAGAGUGGUGUGUUGAUGCCGCUCAUGUCAUGGCACGGCUGCAGGCGGGCAAGGAAGCGGCGGAAACUGCUGACGACGUCCAGAGCUUGUUUGACUUGCUGCACGGAUACUUUCAACGAACACAGUCUGAACAGAAGGAUCGUCUACAGUCAGUUCUCCAUCUGACGGAGGAAAUGAAUAACGAGCAGGCUCGGCUUUUGUUCGACAAGCUUGUUGUCGAAACUAAGAUGAUUAUGAACGCCUAUGGGCACGAACAUGACAGCCUUCUCGAAGUAGCUAAUGCUAUAUGCGGCUACGUGGACGUGGAGUCUGACGACUCGUCUUCGGGAGAGGACGAGGGCUGUAACGUGCUCGGUGCAUCACGCUCUGCCAUCUCUCUGGAUGGUUCUCAGGUGUUCACACCAACAGCAGCCGGGACGGCAAUGCGGGGCGGCGGAGAUGGCGACGAUGACUCUAUGGAAUCGUGUUAUCAGAUGCCGCGCAAGCAGCCGUCCACGCUGAGCAUACCCGGCCGGGACGAGUCGUUCACGUCGGACGUCGAGACCGGCGUGGAUGAGGCGGACGUGUUCGGGCAUGGCGGAGGCGGAAAGCAGGGAAUGCAGAAGAUGAAGUAUGCCGUGCAGGAGCUGGUCGAGACGGAGCGACAGUACGUCAAAAAUCUCACCGUGCUGGUGGAGGGCUUUCUGCCGCACAUGAAGUCCGACUUCUUGCCCAGCAUCCUGGUCGGCUCGGAGAAGGAGAUCUUCUCGAACUGCGCCGAGAUCCUGGACUUUCACGCCAAGCUGCUCAAGGACCUGGAGCUGUUCGCCGAGGAGGACCCGCGACAGGCGUGCCUUCUGUUCGUCAAGCACGAGGAGAGCUUCUGGAUGUACUUUCCCUACUGCAAGAACAAGAAGCGCUCGGACGAACGCCUGGCGCAGUUCGGCGGUACGUUCUUCGAAGACAUCAAGCGACAGCUCGGCCUGCAGUUGUCUCUGGGUGCGUAUCUGUUGACUCCGGUACAGCGUAUACAGCGCUAUCGCAUGCUGCUGGAGAACAUCCUCAAGUACGCGGCGCGCGCCAAGCUGGACAUCGUCGAGGACCUGGAGCAGGCGCUGGCCGUAGUGGCACGCAUCCCGAAACUCGCCGACAUUGCCAUCGACUUCAGCCUGGUCACCAACCUGCCCGCCGAGCUCAACAACAUCGACGAGCGGCAGUUCUCGCUGGCCGCCGACUUUGUGACCUGGGGCGGGAAGUCGCGCUCUCGCAAGGUCUCCAAGGGCAAGGACCUACACGUGUUCCUCCACCGCAACUUCAUCAUCCUCACCAAGAAGAAGGACUCGUCCUCGCACGGACGAGACGAGGGAUUCGUGUACAAGAGCCACAUACUCACGAGCGACAUCGGCGUGGCCGAAGAGCCACCGCCUGAUAAGUCGGACAAGAGCAUCCGUCUGAAGUUCGCCAUACCAAUCGGCAAGUCGUCAUCGAGCGGGGCCAACCAGUUUGUGUUCCAGGCGGCCACGGCCGAACAGAAGAAAGAGUGGAUGCUGGAGGUGGAGCGUCUUCUGCUCGAUCAGCUGUCCGCGGCCAAGAAAAGCCUGCCGCUGCGCGUCACACCUCACACCCAGCCACCGACAUCCAACAGAGGUGGAGUGGUUGGUGAUCCAGGCGAGGCGAGCGCGCAACGCGGCAGCAACGCCACCGUCCGCAGCAGCCAGGGCGAGCAGAUUAGCGAGAUGUUUGGCAACACGCCACGACCGCCGAAUCGCCCGAUCGCCGACAGGCCGGCGUCGUCCAUGCAGCAGCUGCAGCUGCCGGAGUUUCACUUCUACGUCAAGCAGCCUAUCACCGGUAACCCUGACGACGGAGAGCUAACGGUCAUCACUGGGCAGAUUGUUGAAGUUCUCGACGACACCAUCCCUGGCGAUCUUCUGAUGGUACGCCGCUUGAAAACCGACAUUGAAGAGGAGGAGGAAGGCUUCUUGCCUUUGCCUCGCCGUGCUCUUCUCACUCCGCCACCGGUGCCGGAACCAGCAGUCGUCCGGACUCGCUCGCCGGACUACGACGAGAUACCGGAGGCGGCGGAGACGAAAACCACACGUGCAUCGACAUCCCAGCCGCCGGGCAGCCAGCGGUCUUCGACCGUGCCGACGCAUCGGCAAUCACAUCACUCCUCCGUGCCAUCCGCUCGUGAAAGCAGCGUCAGCAGCAGCGUUGGUGGUGGUGGUUCAGUGGUGGAGAGGCGUGAAUCACAGCGGUCCACCGCCGGCAUGCCACCUGCCCGUCCCCCACCGCCCGUAGCAGCCGUUCCACUCGACGACGACAAACUCUACGCCAUCUUGGAUCACCAUGACGACACGUCUGGCCACGUCAGCGUCAAGUUUGGCCAGGAGGCGAGCGUGAUUGAGCACAUGGACGGCUUCUAUCACGUGUGCGUGAAGUGCGACGACGGGAGCUACGAAGAAGGCCUCGUGCCAACUUCGGUACUGGGUACUUACACGCACAUGAUGGAGUUACGUGCGGAUACACAACGAUCCGUUUCGGCCGCUCCCAGUAUCACCAUCGAGCCUAACGCUGUACAGCCACGGUCUAGCGGUAUUCCCAGUGAGCAUCGCAAAUCUACGUCCCUGUCAGCCGCACCUCCAGCGCCGCCUGGUGCGCCACCACCUCCCCCGCCGCCUCCUCCUCCUCCACCACCACCACCACCACCACCACCGAUGUCUCCACCAAUGUCGCCGACGCUGAGAAUCAAAACCCGGCUGGACAAGGACGCCCCACUGUCUCCAUCCGAUGCCGCCGGGGGCCAGAAGCCGGGCACCCCGAAGACACCAAUGUCCCCUUUCGGCGGCGGAGUCGAUUUUCAGUCUGAGCUGGCAAACCGUCUCAAACGGCGUCGCGUCGAGAAAACCGAUGACAACAAUGACGACACGAACAGGCAAGAGAAACCCCCUGCUGUGGUGGAGAUUGUGCCCCCACCUCAGCUGACGUCGGCGCCUGUUGAAAGCGUUCCAAUGUCGUCAUUGGGCGGUGGCGGCUCGCGGCCUGCGAGUGUGCCGGUAUCCUUGCCGUCAUCGUCUCAGCCGUCGAGUCGUGCCGCUUCCCGACCAGCCAGCAGCACGGCUGCUAGUACAGCAGCGGGCACGGCGGGCAGCAGCAGCCAGACACCUUCGACUGCAAGCAGUUCGACGGCGAUCAGUCGUAGAACCAGCUCGCAAGCGUCUCUCGGUAUCCCGUCCGGUGAUCUGCCGCCGCGUUCCAGAAGCCCGGUGUGCAUUCCGGACGACGAACUCGAGGACGAGGCACACGCCGUCCCCUCCCAGGGUGUCGCCGCUGCCUCCGCCCCGGCCCCGAUGCCCGCCGGUCCCCGACCUGCGUCCUACGCGCACCACUCUUCCAGGAAGCCGCCCCCGCCGGUAGCGCCCCGACCCGGCUCGCUCGGCGCCAAGCCCAGCGGUUCUUUCCGACCGUCGCAACACACGACAUCGCUGGACGUGCUCACAGAACAGUCUACUGCCGCAAACGGACUGUCUACAACUCCACGCUCGUCGAUAGCCGAGGAAGUCCGGUCGCUCUCCGACAACAUUAUGGAGGUCAAGCCUCUCGAGGGCUUUGGCGAAGAAGACGUGUACGUGGUGGUGAAGGACUACACGUCAGAAGCCGGUGGGUAUGUGACCGUGCAUCAGGGCCAAUUUGCCACUGUCCUGGACAUGGUGGACGACAUCGCGUUGGUCCGCGUGCACGGCGUGAACGGCGAGGAGCCCGAGGAGGGGUUUCUCCCGCGCCUCGUCCUGGACCGGCCCGGCCCCGGGAUGCAGGCUACCAGUGAGAUGGCGGGGACCGACCCGGAUCCCGAGGUCGAUGACGAAAAGCCCCUGAGCCCCGGCCCAGUGUCCGUGAGCAUGUCGCAUCUGCUCGGUCGCCCCAAAUCUGAUCCGGUCAUCUCCGUACCGCAGCAACCGCAGCAACAGGAGAAACAACAAGCAAAACUCGCAUCGCGGCACUCCGCUCCGCCAGGCACCAUCAAACGCGCCACGACCAAUGUGCUCAAGCGUCGCUCAAAGCUGCAGGAUCGUCUGCGCGCCGCGCUGUACAAGUCUGAAUUCCUGGGGCUGCCCGAGGCCAGGCAGAAACUGGACGACGGAAAACUCGACGAGCUUUCCAAUCCUGGCGAGACGUUCGUGGCGGUCGAGAAGUGGACGGCUGCGGACAGCGGACAGUUGUCGCUCUACAAGGGACAAGUGGUGAACGUCCUGGACCGAGAUGCGGCGGAUUGGUGGCUGGUGCGUGUUGAGGUGAAUGACUCGGCCCAGUUCGUCGAGGGCUGGGUACCGGCCAAUCACCUCGUUCCCAGGGAGUCGGAUACGGAGGGAGAACCCCCCGCAGCAGCCACGACGCCGUCGCAACCAGCGAUGAUGACGCCGGCGAAAUCCAUAGAGCCCGUUGCCGAGGAGACGGAACCCUCCUGGUAUGAGGGCAGCAAAGCGUCGUCGGAGGAGGAGCUCACCGCGGUGAUCGGCGCACGGUACGCCGUGCGCUACGACUUCUCGGCCGACAGCCAGGACGCUCUGCACGUCAAGCAGGGUGAGACCAUCGAGCUGCAGUCGGUCAGCGGUGAAUGGUGGUACGUCUCGCGCCGUGCUGCGGCGGGUGAUGAUGACGCUGCAGAGCAGGGCUGGGUCCCGGCGUCAUACCUCAUCUCCGUGCCAACCGGUGGCGGCGCCGCAAGUCAAACUGAUAGUGGUGGUCGGCAUGGCAACGACGAACCUGACUCGGCACCGGCGUCGGCAGUUGUCGUGGUACCCAGGGCACAAGUGGAGCAUCAUCACUCUUCCGGUGACGGCGAUGUUGAGGACUCGGACGAUGAUGACACCAGUUCGGAGGGCGAAGGCACGGGGGAGAUGGGCGUCAAUCGUCGCAAGAACCUGGCCCAACGUCGCCGCACCGUGUUUGAAGACUCCACCACCACACGACUCAUGGUGGAUGAGCAGGCAAUGGAGCUGGAAGCUGAGAUACGCCAGAAACGUAGCAAAGCGCAGGAGACACAGAGCAAGGCGGGAGAGAGAGGGAAGCGUCACUUUCUCAUUGCCGAGCUGGUCGACACUGAACGUCGCUAUGUGAAUCAACUGCGCUUCACCCUGGACAACUUCCGGCCUAAACUGAAUACUCCAGGGUGUCCAUCUGAGCUUCAUGGCAAGAAGGUGUUUAUCUUUGCAAAUAUGGAGGAGCUGUUUCAGUUCCAUACGAACGAGUUCUUACGAGAGCUAGAGAACUGUGGGGACGAUGGAGAAAAGGUCGGCCGUUGCUUCACAACGUAUGAAGAUUACCUUCAGAUGUACGUCUCCUACUGUCGUAACAAACCCAAGUGUGAUAUGUUGCUAAGCGACGCUGUCAAGCAGUUCUUCAGCGAUGUACCCAGCCCGAACAAGCUGACCAUUGAGGAUUACCUCAUGUGCCCGGUGCAGCGCAUUAGCCGCUAUCAACUCAUGCUCAAAGACCUAGUCAAGGACAUGCAUCGACAUAGCCAGGAGUGUCCCGAUCUGGAGUCAGCAGUGGAGGUGAUGAUGGAGAUUCCACGGCGUGCUGACAAUGCAAUCGCUCUCGACCUUGUUGAUGGGUCAGAGGGCAUGGAGACAAGAUAUGGAGAUUUAUUGCGUCAGGAUGCGUUCAUAGUUUCUGACCAGAGCAGUCGCCGGCAGCGACAGACAGGUUCCGGCGAGCGCCUUCUCUUCUUGUUCCACGACCUGGUCCUGCUGACCAAGAAGCGGCGCGUGGAAGCGGCCGACAUGCCACGCUACGUCAUCAAGCAUCAGAUGAAGAUGGACGAGCUACAGCUGACGCCCGUGGUGGAAAGUGACGCACGCAAGUUUGUGCUCGCCGUCAGAACCAAGUCUACUGCAGUUCAACAGCUGGAACUGCAGGCUAAGAAUAUCACAGUGAAAGCUAUGUGGGUGAAAGAACUGGAACGUUUGCUCACCGAGCAGCUCAUGAAGAUCAAGGAUUCUCAACUCUCGUCCGCUGGGUCGUCAGUUAGCGGGAGUGUGCAAUCGCUAUCGCACAGUGCAAGUUUUGAUGUCGAGUCUUCCUCACCAUCUUCCUUGCAGGCACACAGCGGAGGUCAUGUGACCCGCUCAACGUCCUUGUUUGAACGAGGCUCGGGCAUACGCACCUCGCUCUCGAAGACCAAGGCUGAGAAACCGGCCAAGGAGAAGAGCCAGUCGUUCAAGGAGAAAUCGUUCAAGAAGCUGCAGAGCACGGAGAUCUCUGCGUCUUCGGCAGCCGUGAUUGCUGGCAAUUUGCAGGUCGGUCAGAAGUUUGUCAUCGCAGAGGAUGUAGUGGCAGAGGGUAAAGAUGACGUGCAGUUCAGCGUCGGAGACGUCGUCACUAUUCUCCAGUCGAACAAUAAUGGAGGGGCGUAUGUGGUGGAGCUAGCAGACCAGCCUCACACCGACAUGAGCGCAGAGCCUGCCAGUGCAGGACUGGUGAAGACUAAUCGACUCAGUCGUGGCGCGUCCAAUUCACGAGUUGUUCUAUCCGCCAGCUUCAUCCGCCGACAGAAACCGUUUGAAGCAGUAUCUGUGGGUGGCAGUGGCACAUCAGCGGCCAAAGUACUGAAGGGUCCAAUGGCCACCACGGUUGUCAAUGGCAGCACAGUGGUGUUCAAUUGUGUUGUAGCUGGCUCUCCGACUCCGAACGUCCGCUGGACGUGCACCCGUACCUCCAGCACCAAGGCAACGACAGCGUCACGAUCAUCGUCCUCCUUGUCACUAGCGAGCACUACCACGGCGGCAACGGGCGCUAGCAGCAGCCAGCUACUGGAAACAGGUGGUACCGUCAAGAUCACCACAACUGAAGGAUCUAGCCUGCUGGAGCUGAGUGGUGUUCAGUGCGCUGACAGUGGUAUCUAUACGUGUACCUCGCUUAACGCACACGGCACCGACUCGCGCUCCGCACGACUCACGGUUCAAGACGUGCCUGCACCGCCCACGUAUAUAGCCGUCAAGAAGGUAACGUCCACAAGUCUGGCGCUGGCUUGGAAAUCUCCGGAAUUCAACGGCAACAGUCCUGUCAUGUCCUACAAGGUUCAACUGAUAGAGUGUGGUAAGACGCAGUGGCUGACCGUGCAGCGUGAUGUCAUAGACACGUUCUGCACCAUUCGCGAUUUAUCUCCAGCCAAAAUGUAUCAGGCGAGAGUGAUUGCAGUGAACGCCGUCGGCAACAGUCGUCCGUCUGAGACUUCGGCACAGGUGCGCACGCACACGCGCACCAGCAUGUUUGGCAGCAGCCGUGGCGACAGCAAGCAGACGAUAAGUGUUGACGUCCCCACGACGACGACGAUGGUGGGUGGUGGCAAGGAGGAAAGUGAGCCGCUUACUCCGGUACUCGACCCUAUCGACCUGCACUAUAAGAUCGAAGGUGACCUGGGUCGUGGUCGGUUCGGCGUGGUCAGACGCUGCGUGGAGCGCUCCACCUCACAACGCUACGCCUACAAGCAGAUCCGCGUGGUGGGCGGUCGGCAGAGUCGCGCCGAAGUCUACUCGGAGGCGGAGAUCCUACAGAGCGUUCGGCACGAGCACGUCAUCAGAUACCAUCAGAUGUUCGAGACGCGUCGCAGCAUGAUUCUCAUCUUAGAGCUCGUCGACGGACCAAAUCUCUUGACGUGGAUGUCUGAGAUCGUUGCCAAGGGCGCGUCAGCUGGCGAAUCAUCAUCGUCAAGUGGCAGCGGGACUCGUAGUGGUGGCUCGUCGCGUAGCGUAAGUCGUUCGUCUUCCCUCAAGUCGCAGGGUGGUGGUUCUGGAAGUGGAGCAGCGGUCAGCCCUGGUGGUGGUGCUCAGGGGACUGUUGCGUCGGCGCGCUUCAGCGAGACCGUGCUAGUGCACUGCAUCAAGCAGGUUCUCUCUGCUCUGUCCUACCUUCACUCGCACUCCAUUCUCCAUCUGGACAUCAAACCUGACAACCUACUCACGGUGAGAGGCUCGGCAGAUAGUGCUACGACAACGCCCACCACAACUGCCGUCCCGACACUCGGGAGCGUUUCCGUGCCAACCAUCAAGCUUAUCGACUUUGGGUCGGCACGGCGACAGGAGCCCAAGAAGGAGGUUCGUAUGUGGUCGCGCUCGUCCAGGCAUGAGUUUUCAUCACCGGAGGCCGUCAACUAUGAGCCACUUAACCCAGCGUCAGACAUGUGGAGCGUCGGUGUUGUUACCCAUCUCCUCCUCACCGGCACAUCUCCUUUCCUGCAUGGCGAUUAUGCCGAGAUAACCAGUGCCGUGCAGCGCGGGUUGACUAUCGCCGACGAGACCUUCUCCGGAGUGUCCCAGGACGGCAAGGCCUUCGUGCAGCAGCUGAUGCACCGCAGCGUGAAGAACCGCCUGAGCGCGGAGCAGAGCGCCACGCAUCCAUGGAUUCGGCAUGGUCUGGCCGCGAAAAUACCCGCCGUGUCCACGUCGCAUCAGCAACGGGUUGCUAAGCGACUCGGCGAUUACAUCGUCGAGCGCACGGCCGACUCACAGUACGAGCACCGAACGCUGCGAUCGAUGAGCGCUCUAACCCAGUCCAAUGUCAGCUUGACGUCCAUAUCUUCACUGGAGGAGCAGAACUAUGCCACAGUCGGCAUUCGCCACCCCAAGCCAGGACAACAUCCACAUCAUCAUCGUAGUCUGGUGCAGCAGCACUCCGGCGCGGACAGCAGCUCGUCGUCGCGACCUCACUCCCAGGCGUCGGCGAGCAUGUCGGCGCCGAGGCUGACGUCCGUACCGCUGGACGCCAGCGUGGCGGAGAGCGGAGUAGUGCACUUCCAGUGCGUGGUCACUGCCGUGCCGGAGGCCAUUAUUCGAUGGCAGAAAGACGGCGGCCCUCCGCUGGUGCACUCCGCUGCCGGGAGGCAUGCAGCUGCGGGCCAGGCGACAGUGACCAUACAGAUGCACGGAGAGGUGUAUACGCUACAGCUGAGUAACGUCACAGCAGCGGAUGCUGGUACAUACAUGGUAACAGCCACUAAUCCGGUUGGCAGUGCCAGCGCAAGUGCAAGACUGGUUGUCGGCCAGCAGAAUACAACACCACAAUACCCUACGGCCAAGGCUGUCGGAGAUUUCUCGGCACAGAUCAAGUGGUUACCCCCUCCACCAGCACCUGCACCAGCACCGGUGGCUCAGCCGGGGACGGCGGCGGCACAGCAGCAGUCCUCGCCCUCACGCCCUGUCAUAGCCUACCGUAUCCAGCGGUGCCGCGCCGACCACGAGCUGUGGGAGACGGCCGCGUACGUCGUGUGCCGCACGCCCGACGGCAAGCCCACGCCGAACAUGGCGCUGCUGCUGACGAACAGCGGCGGAGGUGGUGGUAGUGGCGGUGGCCAUAGCAACAACAGGGAGAACAGGGAGGUGAUGACGUGGACGGUGCGCGGACUGCUGCCGCUGGUCAGCUAUCAGUUCCGCGUCAAGCCGCUGUAUCCAGAUCGACCGGGGCAGCCUUCCUCCGUAUCCCAGAUAGUAACCAUACCGGCUGUGGAUGCGUCCUCUCCUACAUCUACCAGUGCUACCAAGACUGGUGCUGGCGGUCGCUAUCCACUCCUGAAGAACCAGUACGACUUGAUUAGUGAAAUUGGCCGUGGUCGUUUCUGCAAAGUCUGGUCUGCUCGUCGCGUUCUAGAUGUAGCAACAGUGCAGAUAGCAGCCACACAGCCCGACACCAUUGCACUGGUGACAAGUACUUCCUCCUCUUCUUCCUCACCGUCCUCAUCGCCAUCAUCGUCCUCAUCCUUACCAUCGUUAUCCUCCGCUCCAGCGAGCAAUGGCGAAGCUAGUGAACACGUCGAGCUUGCGGCAGCUGCAAAGGUGUUUGACGUGAGCGGAUCAGCAUCAUCGCGAAGGCACAUGGAGCGUGAGAUCAACGCCCUCCAGCGCCUCACGUACCCACGCGUGUGUGCACUGCUGGGGGUGUACGAGUCAAAAGGACAAACACUUGUUAUGGUGGAGCUGAUGAAGGGAGGAACACUGCUCAACUACGUUUCACGCCAGGAGGCUUGGCACGAGGACGUGGCCGCGUUCGUCAUACGCCAGGUGUUGGAGGGCUUCCAGUACAUUCACUCCCGUGCCAUAGUGCACACGGCGGUGCAACCCUGCAACAUCGGUGUGGUCGGUGAAGGCAUAGACGAUGUCAAGAUAAUGGACUUCACCAAGGCACUGGAUGUGAGGUCUGGGCCGGCGUUGCCAUGGACACGCAUCAUGGGUCGCCAGGACAACAGCACGGCAAUGACAAUGCAGUAUUGCUCGCCGGAGAUGGUCCGUGGCGCCAUGUUGGGACCGGCAUCUGAUAUGUGGAGCAUUGGAGUUCUUCUCUACUCUCUACUCGGUGCUUGUCUGCCGUUUCCAAUUACCACCAAGGAAGAUGUCCGCGAUCGCGUGGCCGAGGGUUCGUUCCACUUUGAAGCGCAGCACUUCCAGUCCGUGUCGGCGGACGCCCGCGACCUGGUUACUCGACUGCUGUGUGAGAAGGACAAAUACCGCUUAUCCGCCCAGCAGGCUCUGCAACACCAGUGGCUGCGACCAACCUCUGCACAGGCAUGGAGGCGCAAGUCAUCACCGCUCAACCUGAACGCCCUCAAGCAGUUUAACUCGGUGUAUGAAGCAGACCGUGGUGCCAGCACUUCCAGCUCAUCGGCCGCGUCGUCGUCGUCGUUCCUGCUAUCCAAACGCCAGUCAGAGGACAAGCCAUGAGCCAUGUGCUGCUGACGGUGGUGAUGGUGUGAUGGUGGUGAUGCUGCUGCUACUAUGUGCAGAUGUUGACGCGUGUGUAUGUUGCUGAAUGUGAGUGUGUAUACGAGUGUGUGCAUGCAUCGUGUGUGUGUGUGUUUAUGUGUGCCUGUGGACUCCGAAGACGUGUAUAUCUUAUGGGCGUGUGUUGUGCAACAGCACGCGUAUAGCGUAUAUUGUACAGCGUUUUCAACAACAUUGACUGAAUGCCGUGUCACCCACCGCCCUUUCCGCAUUGAAAUGUAUGUAUGCCUUUUAUGGGCUUAUUAUACUUACAUGUGUUGCCUCCAUGCGUCCGUUCCCUUCCAGCUUACAUGUUUGUCUGAAUACUACAUAUAUGGAUGGUAUGCACAAGUAGCACGGGUACCCGUGCUCUGCAUUGAGAUAGCAUAGCAUAGACUUUGUGAGAUGAUGUUUGUUUUCAUGUUCUUCUUCCGUUUAAUAGCAUAGAUGAUAAGCACUGGUACUUGCCGCUACGGCCGCGGUGUUGUUCAUCUCGUCCCGAAGAGCUUUUGAAUUAGCCGCUUGUUUUUUGAAUAGGAUCUAUGCGACGCCGUUGACCUAGGGUUAGCUCUGCACAACGCGGAGAUGACUGCUGCAGCUUUCAAGAAUGUAUUGUCGUUGCAGUCCCCGUACCAGGGGAGUAGUAAAAUACUGGUAUUUUACUACUCCCUGCCCUGUACCAUGUCCCCGACAAAGUUUCCUUCUUCCUUUUUUUCUUUUUUUCUGUUUUUAGAUCAUUACUAUUAUUAUUAUUAUUAUGAUCUUCUCGCCAUUACAUGUGUGCAGAAUACUGACUAAGUAUGAGUUUCCAUGGCGACAGCUUGCCAGUGAGAGCUGGUUCUCUAGGGUCGGGACUCGGGAGAGGAGGUGAAUGAUGCAAUGCAUUGCCAAACUGUCUUGUAUAUGUGUCAUAUUAUUUUGUAAUGCAUGCCGCCUUUCUUGAUGGAGAUAUAAUUGUUUUGCGGUCCGCCUUGUUA
Messenger RNA from Sycon ciliatum, 17910 nucleotides. RefSeq lists its product as uncharacterized. Gene Ontology annotation, cellular component: cytoplasm; extrinsic component of membrane; plasma membrane. The transcript has 72 exons. The coding region runs from base 518 to 16894 and encodes 5458 amino acids. Gene Ontology annotation, biological process: protein phosphorylation; axon guidance. Gene Ontology annotation, molecular function: protein binding; ATP binding; protein kinase activity. The record is from RefSeq and is a predicted model, not a curated record. NCBI's taxonomy places the organism in Eukaryota, Metazoa, Porifera, Calcarea, Leucosolenida, Sycettidae.